AUGGAUCACUCGCGCGAUCCCUGCCCCUGGGUUGCCCUGAGCGACUUUGGCGGCGCUUUCAGUAUGGGAGCCAUCGGUGGUGCUGUCUGGCACGGUGUGAAGGGUUACCGCAACAGCCCCUACGGUGAACGCCGGAUAGGAGCCAUCACAGCCAUCAAGGCGCGCGCCCCCGUCCUUGGCGGAAACUUUGGCACCUGGGGAGGUCUUUUCAGCAUCUUUGACUGCUCGAUCAAGGGGAUCCGAAAGAAGGAGGAUCCGUACAAUGCGAUUAUUGCUGGUUUCUUGACCGGUGGUUCCCUCGCUAUUCGUGGUGGAUACAAGGCCGCCCGCAACUCUGCUAUUAUGUGUGGUGUCUUCCUCGCGGUGAUCGAGGGUGUCGGUAUUGGCUUCCAGCGCAUGAUGGCCGAUAACACAAAGCUUGAGCUUCCUCCCCCUCCUCCUUCCGACCAGAAAGCUCUCGCAUAG
Molecule: messenger RNA, 465 nt
Organism: Talaromyces rugulosus
Lineage: Eukaryota; Fungi; Ascomycota; Eurotiomycetes; Eurotiales; Trichocomaceae
Exons: 2
Coding region: 1-465 (154 amino acids)
Biological process (GO): protein import into mitochondrial matrix
Cellular component (GO): mitochondrial inner membrane; TIM23 mitochondrial import inner membrane translocase complex
Molecular function (GO): transmembrane protein transporter activity
Source: RefSeq, a predicted model, not a curated record